UAUCUGUCGUACCUCUUUGUUUGAUUCGAAUUACGUUUUAUAUAUGGCCGCGUUGUAUACGUGCGCCACACAUCGUAAUAUUUGCUCUCAUUGUCUGUGGUUGUGCGUGUUCGUUAUACACGAACACCAUUUAUUGCGCGCUGCACAAAUGUCUGUGUAUGUUUGCCCAACAGUCAAAUCACGCACCAGCAUCAUCAUCAUCACAACUCACGCACGAUACGUCGUUGUGAGGUUAGUUCAGUUCAGUCGAUUUGACACAUUAAAAUCAAUCUGUCAAAGUCAAUACGUUCCAAAUAAAAAAACAGUGACUCAAAAGCAAAACCAAGACACAAUUACUCAAGCAUACACCAAAUUUAUUGUGAAAUAAAUUGAACUGUCGACCAUGCAUUUUGGAGAUUAACACCAAUCUUGGUUUUGUUUAUCGUUGUUCGUUUACACGGAGUUAUUUUAAAUUAAGAGAAAAGUUGCCAAUUCCAUUGGUUCACUAGGCAAACGUAGUCAAUUUUAUAGAUUGCAUUCAAAUCCAAAGUGAAAGCAAUGAAAAUGAAAACGGGCUUUCGAAACACACAAUGGGAUCCAUUGCUGCUAAUAGCACAGAUUAUAGCUGUUCAAUCGCUUCUGUAUGUCAGUUUGGGCUUCAUUAUGGCAUUUAUGGAUGUUUUUGUCGGGGCUAAUCAUACACUAGACCACCUGUUCCAAUACCAUGAAAUUCACGUCACAGACUCGGGCGGUCGAUCAGUGAUCCUGUCAUUUGUUCUGAAUGCAUUCGUCGGUGCGCUGGCGCUGCGAUUUAUUGUUGGUCGUACGAAACUCUGCUUAGAUUUUACAUGUACAUAUCAUUUUGCGCAUUUGUUCAUUUGUUGGGUGUACAAUGGUGCAUUUCCCUCAACAUUCUCAUGGUGGUUCUUGAACGCAGUUUGUGCCACCGUUAUGUGUGUCUUCAGUGAAUUCCUGUGUUUAAGAAUUGAACUCAAGGAAAUUCCCGUCGGAUAUACACCGCUCGAUACAAAGGCUGACUUAUGAAAACACUUCCAGUGUGAUUUGGUUGCCACAACAACAACAACAACAAACGACACACUUGAAAAUCCAAUCCAAUCCGAUGAAAUACAUAGCAUUAAGGAUCAAACGUGAUAAUUUAUUUGUUAAAAAAAUGAACUCUUGAAUCUGUAGUCAAUAAGUUGUAAGAAAAAAGAGGAAAAAAAUAUAAUAAAAUAUUUUCAAUACUAACACACACACA
Messenger RNA from Sitodiplosis mosellana (orange wheat blossom midge), 1237 nucleotides. RefSeq names its product protein SYS1 homolog (gene Sys1). Lineage: Eukaryota; Metazoa; Arthropoda; Insecta; Diptera; Cecidomyiidae. The transcript is spliced from 2 exons. The record is from RefSeq and is a predicted model, not a curated record. Gene Ontology annotation, biological process: protein localization to Golgi apparatus; Golgi to plasma membrane protein transport; Golgi to endosome transport. The coding region runs from base 538 to 1023 and encodes 161 amino acids. Gene Ontology annotation, cellular component: trans-Golgi network; Golgi membrane.